AUGCCUAUAUACCCAUUGCCUACAACUGAGACUUCAAUUGAAACCCUCUUCCCUAAAUGCGUCAGUGCAUUACUUCUUAUCGUGGGUAAUUUGGUGCAGCCAAGGCCUAUAAUUUCUGUUGACAGUAAUGUUGAAACAAUAGGUAGAUCUAUACAUGGGUCAUCUGAAAAUCAUACUUCUUCUGAACUAGUAACAGAGAAAAGUUUGACUCCAGUCGCCGUUGAUAAAGAAUCAGUCCCUGUUUUUGAUAACAUACUUGGAAAAAUGACUGGAAGCGCAGUCGAUAACAAGCCGUUCUUCUUGAAGAUCCCCAGACAUUGCAAUCAGCCAUUGAAUUGGAGAUAA
This is a messenger RNA of Fraxinus pennsylvanica, 345 nucleotides long. The record is from the annotation of a GenBank genome assembly. NCBI's taxonomy places the organism in Eukaryota, Viridiplantae, Streptophyta, Magnoliopsida, Lamiales, Oleaceae.